Molecule: messenger RNA, 1723 nt
Organism: Hyposmocoma kahamanoa
Lineage: Eukaryota; Metazoa; Arthropoda; Insecta; Lepidoptera; Cosmopterigidae
Product: solute carrier family 22 member 12-like
Exons: 4
Coding region: 22-741 (239 amino acids)
Biological process (GO): transmembrane transport
Molecular function (GO): transmembrane transporter activity
Source: RefSeq, a predicted model, not a curated record
AACAAAGAAACGUUUAAAAAAAUGUCAAAAAUGAAUAAACUGAAAGUCACUACGAAAGAAAUUGACGAAAUAAGCGAUGAAGAUUUAAGGCUGAAAUUCAAUGUUCAAGUCCAGAUAGAGAAAGAGAGUAUAAGAGAAAUAAUGCAUUCGAAAGAGAUUGUUAUACGUUUGUUGGUUACCUCCGUAUGUUUCUUCAGCGCGAGUUUCAUAUUUUGCGGAUUGAUGGUGCACUCCGUGUUUUUGCCAGGGAAUAAAUAUACAAACUUUGCUUUAGUAUCUCUGACGUCAUUCCCCGGAGACAUAUUGGCGUAUUUUACUUUUAUAAAGUUUGGACGAAGAGUGUCACUGCAAUAUGCGUAUUUUGCAACUGCUCUGUUUAUUGUGUGCCAGGCAUAUACGCCAGACUCAAUAUCCUGGCUAAAAAUAGUUCUCUAUUUACUCGGAAAAUUUGGCGUUGUGGUGUGUUUUACUGGAAUAUUCACAUACAGCAUGGAGUUAUUUCCAACAAGCGUUAGAGGUUCUCUUGUGGGAUGCGGCAAUACAGUAGCCAGGCUUGGCAGUAUGUUGUCACCGCUCACACCUCUUCUGACAACAGAAAUGUCAACACUCCCAGCCAUCCUGUUCUCUUCAACAGCAAUACUGGCUGGAUCCCUUCUUGCUUUCACACCUGAAACAAAGACAAUGCCUCUCUUCGAUACUAUUGAACAAGUCGAAGCCUAUAAGGCAAAAACGGCAACUUAGCUUUAUUUGAUUUCCACUGGUCGGUCUUCGCUUUUAGGCCGUCUGUGCAUAAGCAUUGGAUCGAUGUUAUAUAGGACUUAAGGUAAGCGCGUACUGCGGCACGUACGACGGUAACCAACUGCAGGGAACACGUGUAAACUUAGUCUCAUGCUCGGUUUACAUUAUCUUAGUUUUUAGAACAUUGCUUAAGUAAUUCGUGUUCUCAUGCACUGAUUUUAGUAGAAAUAGCUAAUAUAUCCUAAAUACUAAAAUAGUGUUUUAACACUUAUUAGAGCGAUACCACUAGGGGUUUUGCGUCAUCGCAACGCUAUGAUUUCAAUGUAUACUAAGAGCAAUGCCACACUGAUGUUUCGUCGUCGCAACGGUACGAUUUUAAUCUACUACGUUUCUUGCGGUGGUGUGCUGUUUCAAUACACCGUGUGGCAUAUCGUUCUGAUUUAUAUGUAGUACAAUGCGGCGUCACAAACAGCGCGCGUCAACGGAACAGCUCGUGUGGCACUCAGUCGUUUGAAACCAACGCAGUAGCGACGACGCAACGCCGACGCAACACCGUGUUGCAUCUCCCUUAAGUUGUUUGCGGUGGCGCGCCGUGCCAACGCACCGUGUUAUUCUAAUUUAUAUGUACAGUCAACAGCACGUAUAGCAUAUAUAGCUUUUGUUCGAAUAUUGCCUCCAGUGCAACGGAUCAAUAUCCGUCUAUAUGUAGUUAGAUAUGCUCUGAUGUCUCUCGAUGUGAUGUCUGUAUAACGCAGCGUCAUAACACAACGUCCGCGUCGUCGCAACGCAUCGUGUGGCUUAGGCAAAGUUUUUGAGAGCAAAGCAUUUGUAAAUAUUCAUUAAUACCUCGACACUCUUUGGAUUUCCGAAUGCACCAGAAUUUCCAUGUGAUUACUAUCUGUUAACUAUGUAUAAUAAUUUUAAUUCAGAACUAUUCUUUUAUUUCUUCAAAGGGCAAUUGAUAGAAAUCCGACGAUAGCCCCUG